UCAUCCAUGUGGAUUGCUCAAAAAUAGCCUCAUUUAUUUAUAUAUAUAUAUAUAUAAAACACGCUUACCAGUGCACAUUUUAGGAGAAAACACAGUAAAUGAGCUCGGUUUUGUUUGUUUUCAGUUCCCUAGAUGUUUCCCAGUGUGACAUAUGUGCAGUUGGAGAAUGAGUAGAUCUUUUUUAUCACCGGGGUGAGGUGGUAGACUAGGCGGGACCGCAAAACCGUGGCACACCUCAGCUCGGUAAAAGCUCUCAGAUCCAAACGAGAGCAGAAAGGAUUGAGACGCAGAACUGGUUUUACUGUAAGCAUUGGCUCACUCGCACAGCAGGUAACACCUGGAGUACACCUUUUGGAAGCCUAUAAACACAGCUGCUUGUUCCCAGGAAAGCUCCUCUAGCUUCACAUCAGACAAAGGAUGACGAACAUCUCGCGGCACCUCGUCACGCACCUGCUGACUUACUCUCUCCAGGCCGGGGGGGUGCAGAACGUGGAGGAAGCCCGGGCCCGCUUCUCCAUCCUGGCUCAGAACAAAAAGCUGUGGAGCCAGCAGAUGUACUUGGAUGUCGGCGCGGCGGCCAUCGCUCUCCGAGACCCGCAGAGCCAGGAGGAGCUGGAGAACUACUCCGUCAGGUCCGUCCUGCGCUGCGAGGCCGUUCACGCGGACCAACACUUCCCCUCCCUCCUCCUGCUGGUCGGCCAGAGUGCCGGCAAGCAGGAGCCGGACAUCCACUUCUUUGACUGCGAGACGGUGAAGGCCGAGCGAAUCCGUGACGACAUCACGCAGGCGGUUUCGGGUUCCUCCAGCGGCCGGAGACAGAAGCUUCCUGAAAGCCUCAGGCUCUCACAGAGUGGCGGCGGCGGGACGAUGGACUCCUACGGGAUCCCCAGCCACCCCAUCCCACACGCUCCGAAUCCACCACCGGCCAACCCCCCACCUUACCCCGGACACAAAGCUAACGGCGGGCCGGAUAUCUCCUUCCUGCGGGCCGAGAGAGAAGUGGGGAUCCUCAAUCACUGUUUCGACGACAUCGAGAGCUUCAUGGGGAAGCUGCAGCAGACGGCGGAGGCCUCGUCCGUGCUGGCGCAGAGGAAGAAGAAGAAGAAAAGUAAAAAGCAAAGUAUUGAAGAGGAUUUACUCACUGCAAAGGCCCGCCCUCCACCAGAGGAGGAGUUCAUCCACAUCUUCCAGAAGUUCAAGUACUGCUUCAGCCUGUUGGCCCGUCUGAAGUCCACUAUCGCCAGUCCUUCCUCCGAGGAGCUGGUUCACCACGUCUUCAAACCUCUGAAUAUGAUGGUGAAAACCACUGGGGGGCCGUCCCUCGGAGCCUCUGUGUCCAGCCCCGCCAUGACCAGCUCGGCGGUCUACCUGCUACAUGACAGCCUGAGCGAGGAGGAGAGGCAGCUGUGGACGUCUCUGGGUCCCAACUGGACGCUCCCACGCUCUCAGCUCACCUGGCCCGUUGCUCCGUACACUCCCGUGUUCUUGGACGGUUGGAAGCCGGAGGCCUCGAGGGCGGACGGGCCGGUUUGGGAGGAUCCGGUCGAGUCACAGCACAAACUCGAGGCCGUCCAGCAGCAACAGUCAGCCGUCGCUCCGGACGCCCAAGUCAGCAGCGACACAGACGGCAGCACACUCCCACCAGAAUCUGAGAGGAUCUACAGCUGCACCUACGACUUCAUAGCCAGGAACAGCAGCGAGCUCUCGGUGCAGCAGGGGGAGACGCUGGAGGUGCUGGAGUCGUCCAAGCGCUGGUGGAAGUGUCGGAAUCGGUUCGACCAGAUCGGGUUUGUUCCCUUCAACAUCCUGGAUCCGUUGGCCCACGCAGACACCCCGGUCCACAAUAAACCCCCCAGUGCUCCGGCUCCACCAACCCUCGCCAAGACCUUCUCUGCAGUCCCACCCAGCUCCCACCACCCCCCCACCCACUCCCCCAAGCACCCGCACAGCUCACCGCAAUACGGUCAACACGUACCCGCAGGAGAGGACCAAGACAACAAGGUGAUGAUGAUGAACGACGAGCUGCUCCAGAGGCUGACCAAUGGGAAGACCAGCCUGAGCAAACACCUGGUCAUCCCCCGGUCCUCCGAGACCUCGGUGCCUCUGGACUACGACUCCCCUCCACACGAGGUGGCCGAGUGGCUGCAGGGGAAAGGCUUCAGCGAACCGACGGUGCAGUGCUUGGGAGUGCUGACCGGCGCCCAGCUCUUCUCCCUCAACAAGGAGGAGCUCCGAGCGGUGAUUCCGGAGGAGGGCGCCCGGGUCUACAGCCAGCUGGCCGUGCAGAGGGCGCUGCUGGAGGACGCCAAGAGGUCCACGGAGCUGGAGGCAGUCAUGGAGAAACAGAAAAUUAAGGCGGAUGUGAAAGUGGAGAGCAGCACGUUGUGAGCAGACCGACGUCGCUGGGGAGAACUCCCCGAAUUAUUAAAGCUGCUCACCAGAGAAACAUGUGACCAGCGAAUCAGAGAUGGAAGUGUUUAAUGGAAACACAACGUGCCAAUUUUCAAAUAUAUAUAUAUAUUUUCAAAUUUAGGUAUUUGUAAUGUGUGUCAAUGAUUUGCAUGUGAAUUGUCUUUGAUUUUUUUUUCCAAGGAGGGAAGAUUAACUUAAAUGAAGUGUAUUUAUCUUUGUAGAAUACCUGAUAAUUAAACCGUUAACAUGACGGGAUCAUGGAGCGAAAGGAGCACAAUAAAUUUUGAUGUGAUUUU
Messenger RNA from Pungitius pungitius (ninespine stickleback), 2708 nucleotides. Its product is annotated as epidermal growth factor receptor kinase substrate 8-like protein 1. The coding region runs from base 418 to 2388 and encodes 656 amino acids. NCBI's taxonomy places the organism in Eukaryota, Metazoa, Chordata, Actinopteri, Perciformes, Gasterosteidae. Gene Ontology annotation, biological process: Rho protein signal transduction; regulation of Rho protein signal transduction; positive regulation of ruffle assembly. The record is from RefSeq and is a predicted model, not a curated record. Gene Ontology annotation, cellular component: plasma membrane; ruffle membrane; vesicle. The transcript has 19 exons. Gene Ontology annotation, molecular function: actin binding.